CGUAUGGAGGCGUUUCAGGGAAGAGUUUUCCUUCUUGUGUGUGUUAAACUUGUGGCAGUCAGCUGUUGGAUGUGCAGUGUUAAAUGUGUGUGUGUGAGAGUGGAUAUUGUGUGUGACUGUGUACCCAGCUCAAUAGGACAACGUGAGAGAUAACUACAGGAUAUUUUCCCAUUUGUUUGGUCCUUUUAUCUAAAGGAAUAGCCUACCGACACCGAUUGUCACGCGCUCCCCUCUUGGCUCCCUGUGUUUCAGCUCCCUGCGUUUCUGUGUGCUAGUCCAGCAGGUCUCGAGGUAUCUGGUCAGUGGAGUGAGAAGUAAAUGUGAUCUCCAGAACCGGAGCCUGCAGAAGGAUAACAUGGCCUUAGCCGGGUGUCCAGACUACUUCCUCCUCCAAUCUAACUUCCAGGAAACUGUGGACCGGACUUCCUCCCACAGACCGGACGAUUUGAAUGGUCAAGGGUUUCAACUCUCUGCCCAUCGGAACUCCGACCACCAAGAUGAUGUGGAUCUGGAGGCUUUGGUGAAUGACAUGAACUCCUCUCUGGAGAGUCUCUACUCCAGCUGCAAUACCCACACAGAGACGGCCCCGCUGCUGCACAACAGUCACGUGCACACCCCUGAUCACGGGCACGCUCCUCAUCGGCGCGGCCCUCGCUCCCAGCGCCCUACGCCCCUUAUUCCCCUCUCCUGCCCCCAAGAGAGGCUGUGUCGCUCUCAGCCCGUACACAUCAACGCCUUCAUGAGGCUCCAGGAGGAGCAGCAGCAGUGUCGUCCCUCCUCUCUCCCUGCCGUCAUCAACCCCUUCCCUGAACUCUGCACCCCCACUGGCUCUCCCAUCCUCAGCCUCAUACACACCACAGACAACCAUAUCGUCAAUGUGUACAGUGAGGAUGGAGCAGGGAAGGUGGUGGAGGUGCCGGCUGAUAUGAGGGCCAGAGACGUGUGUCAGCUCCUGAUCUAUAAGAGCCACUGUCUGGACGACAACAGCUGGAGCCUGGUGGAGCAUCACCCACUACUGGGCCUCGAGCGCUAUCUGGAGGACCAUGAGUUGGUGGUUAAGGUUCAAGCCUCUAUGACCAGCGACAGUAAAUUCCUCUUCAGGAAGAACUAUGCCAAGUAUGAAUUCUUCAGGAACCCCCUGAACUUCUUUCCGGAGCAGAUGGUGGCAUGGUGUCAGGUAUCUAACGGCUCCAUCCCCCAGUCACAGCUCUUACAGAACUUCCUGAACUCCAGCAGCUGUCCGGAGGUGCAGGGGUUCCUCUAUCUGAAGGAGUCUGGCAGGAAGUCCUGGAAGAGACUCUCCAUGUUCCUCAGACGCUCUGGACUCUACUACUCCACUAAAGGAUCCUCCAAGGAGCCCAGACACCUCCAGUUGUUGUCAGACCUGGAGGACAGUAGUGUGUUCACAGUGACCACAGGGAGGAAGCUGCACAACGCCCCCACUGACUACCAGUUCUGUAUCAAGCCCAGUAAGGUGAGGAGUGAGUGCAAGGAGCUGAGGAUGCUGUGCGCCGAAGAUGAACAGAGCAGAACCUGCUGGAUGACCGCCUUCAGACUGUUAAAGUAUGGGAUAUUACUGUAUCAGAACUACAAGAGUCCCCAGCAGCGGGAGUCUCCUGUCUCACACUUCUCUAAUCCUGUGAGGAGUGUGUCUGAGAACUCUCUGGUGGCCAUGGACUUCUCUGGCAGGACAGGACGCGUCAUAGAGAACCCUCUGGAAGCACAGAGUGCCGCGGUGGAGGAGGGACAGACAUGGAGGAAACGUGGUCACCGUAUGAAUGCUCUGGGCAGCCCCAGCCUCCUCCACCCAUCUUCUCUCAGCUCAGUGAUCCAUAGAACACAGCUAUGGUUCCAUGGUCGCAUCAUUAGAGAAGAGUCCCACAAGAUGAUCAUGCAACAAGGACAAGUAGACGGGUUGUUCCUGCUGAGAGACAGUCAAAGUAACCCCAAGGCGUUUGUCCUGACCUUGUGCCACCACCAGAAGAUCAGACACUUCCAGAUCCUACCGUGUGAAGAGGAAGGUCAGAUGUUGUUCAGUUUGGAUGAUGGUUCCACCAAGUUCACAGACCUGAUCCAUCUGGUGGAGUUCUACCAGCUCAACAGAGGGGUGCUGCCCUGCAAGCUCAAACACCCCUGUACCGCCGUUGCCUUGUGACCCUUCACCCCUGACCUCUGACCCAUGAACCAUACGCCUGCCCUCUGAUCUCACUAAACUACUCUCUGUCUGUAGUUAAAUUCUCUACCCCUUGUUCACUAGCUCGUCAAGUGUGUACUUAUUCACUCGUUCCUUGUGGAUUUGAAAGGAAUGGAGUGUUGGAAGCUGAUGGUACAUGCUUAGUUACACCAAUGCUUUUAAAAUGCAUGAGGGGUAGUGAACAAUUGCACACUUUUGGGG
Molecule: messenger RNA, 2395 nt
Organism: Oncorhynchus keta (chum salmon)
Lineage: Eukaryota; Metazoa; Chordata; Actinopteri; Salmoniformes; Salmonidae
Product: growth factor receptor-bound protein 10-like
Exons: 17
Coding region: 356-2155 (599 amino acids)
Biological process (GO): insulin receptor signaling pathway; negative regulation of insulin receptor signaling pathway; negative regulation of Wnt signaling pathway
Molecular function (GO): insulin receptor binding
Source: RefSeq, a predicted model, not a curated record